AACAAGCGAGAAAAUCCACCUCUUUCCACGGUGACGGAGCGGUGCACGGCAGCGGCGCCACCAGCAGCAGCAUCAGUCGGUCGGCGGAUGGAGAUGAAGGCGGAGGGAUGCUGGUGAUGUUAUAGGCAGGUUGCUGCAGGCUCGUGCCGCAUUGCCUGGCCGCCCGCGAGCGACACCGGGGAGACGGGUGAUGCUGUCGUCGUCAUUGGUGCCACAGAGAGACACAGGAGAGGAGAGGCUCUGACAUGGAGGGAGCGAGCGGCUGUUUGAGCUCAGGCCGCCCGGAUCAGCAGGUUGGAUGUGCCGCCUGAAGUCUGGAGGAGCCGAGGCAUGACAGACGCGGUGGUGAAAUCACAAUAAAGUUGAUAUCUUUGCUUUUGUUCUGUGCGUAAAAAGUGAUCCGUGCACGUAUGAUGAUUGUGCAACACAGGAGCAUCACAGCAUCAGCAGCAGCAGCAGCAGCGUCUGUGCCAGUUCAGGGUGGAUUACAGAGCAGCAGGCCUCCAUCUGAAGCCAGCUUCUGAUCAGGAGAGAAAAGAAAACCAGAGAAUAUUCUUCACCCUGUUGCUGGAGGUAACAAUUGAUCGUGCUGUUUCUCUGGCGUGGCCCCCCUUGGAGGGACAGCUGUUGCAAAAGAUGACUCACCUGCAGGCUGGCCUCUCUCCAGAGACUCUGGAGAAGGCCAAGGUGGAGCUGAAAGAGAAUCCGGAGACUUUGCACCAGGACAUUCAGGAGGUGCGGGACAUGAUCAUCACCCGGCCGGACAUCGGGUUCCUCAGGACAGACGACGCCUUCAUCCUCAGAUUCCUCCGGGCGAGGAAGUUCAACCACUUCGAGGCGUUCAGGCUGCUGGCUCAGUACUUUGAGUACCGACAGCAGAACCUCGACAUGUUCAAGAACCUGAAGCCGACCGACCCGGGGAUCAAGCAGGCCCUGAAGGACGGGUUCCCAGGCGUGCUCUCCAAUCUGGACCGAUACGGCAGGAAGAUACUGGUGCUGUUCGCAGCCAACUGGGACCAAAGCAGAUACACCUUUGUGGACAUACUGCGGGCGAUCCUGCUGUCGCUGGAGUCCAUGAUAGAAGACCCCGAGCUGCAGGUCAACGGCUUUAUCCUCAUCAUCGACUGGAGCAACUUCACCUUCAAGCAGGCGUCCAAACUGACUCCCAGCAUGCUGCGGCUGGCCAUCGAGGGGCUGCAGGACAGUUUUCCUGCCAGAUUUGGAGGGAUCCACUUUGUGAACCAGCCCUGGUACAUCCACGCUUUGUACACCGUCAUAAGACCCUUCCUCAAAGACAAGACCAGGAAGAGGAUCUUCAUGCACGGUAACAACCUGAACAGCCUCCACCAGCUCAUCCAUCCUGAGAUCUUACCCUCGGAGCUGGGCGGGAUGAUGCCGCCGUACGAUGGCACGUGGGCGCGGACGCUGCUGGAUCACGCCUACGAUGAGGAGACGGACUUGUCCGAGUCCUACACCCUGUCGGUACAAGACCUGGAGAGAGACCUGGAGAAGAACCUGUCCCCGAAGACCAUGAAGAGGUCUCAGUCUGUGGUGGAACCAGGCGUCCUGAAACGACCGGACAAAGUGAAGAGUGAAGAAGACAACUUGCAACCGCUGCUCUCGCUGGACUAAAACCACACACUCGGCAACAGCUUACCAGAGUCAAUAUUUAACACACAAACACCUGACUUUACCUGUGAACAUGCUGUGGGAAAAUGCACGAGCAUACGGACACAUUCCUGCAGAAAAUGCUGCUGCUUGUGUCUCUUGAACUCCAGGGAAUGGACAUUUCGCUGACGCAGAAAAACAGGAGGAGACGAGGAGAUGCUUCGCCACACACAAACAACGGCAAACAAAAGAGCUACUGAUGGUGUUCUAUAUAUUUAUUUAUCUAGUUAUUUGUCAAGUGCCAAUUCCAGAAACUGAAAAUGAUCGUAUUUAAAACAAUCCAGCCCCCUCGAGAAAGGAGAAAGAGGACAGAGUUGUGAAGGUGCAGCUAGUGCAAACAGUGUUUCCUGAAGCUGUACAGUAAAUUAAAAUAACUGGAAGUCUUACUUCAAAGAGAGUUCAGGGGCUUCGUUCCCGAGCUGCACUUCCUUUAUUUUCCUCGCUGUUUGUACAGUUAUUUAAAGAAAACACCGCAUACGGAGGAGAAGCACAGCUCAGGAUCAGCAGAAAAGACGACGGCAGCGAAGAGCUUUUUUCAAGCUUCUGGGGACUAAACAGACAAACAGGCAGGGCACUGGUUUUACUGGGAGAGAACUUGUUGAAGGAGUCUUUUGUUUGAAACUAAUAUCUGAACCAUCACUCGACUUAUCUCUCGGAAAAGCAUAACCCCUUUACAGAGUUGAAUCUGGUAUUAGAUGUGUUUUUUCUUUCAGAAUUUCUAUAUUUUUCAGGCCCAUUCAUCAGAAAAAUCCGUGUUUCUCCCUCCAGUCGAAAUAUCUGUGAAGCUUUGACUCGCACCUUCAAGUUUUUGGUUUGGCUGAAGAUACAUGUUGAGAAUCUAAUCGCUACAGAGUGUCCCCCAGUCCCAUACAAACGGGUACAUUUGAUUUUUGUGACAUAUUUGUUAUACUUUAGGCAAUAAUAUAUUACUUCUGAAACAUUACCACAGAUCUUACUUCUGUUUUAAGACACAACUAGUAUUAUAACUUUGAAAAACCUGCACAUAUUUUUUGCAUGUUUUUGGCGAUUUGCUGAAGAAACAUUCCCUCAUUUGCAUCUUUUCAGAGCAUAAUUGGUGUUUUAUAAUGUACAUAGGUAUCGAUCAGUAUUGGUAUUAGUUUAUAAUCUUUACUCACUUGUUAGCUUUUAACCACGUCACACUUUCAACUGUUUCUUAGCAGACUUGAUUAAAUAACUUAAGCAUUCUUGUGCUAACAUGCAAGAGAAUUACUUGUACUUGAGAUUAACUGUAUAUAAAGAUGGAUGACACGUCUACUUUUCCUAUGGUUGUACAAAAGUGAAGCCAAAAAAACCUCAAAGCAAGCACAGAGAUGUUUGGCUAGAGUCUGUGCAGAAUGGAUCAGCUGGUAGUAUUGACAGUACAUGGUUGUUAAAGUUGUGAUUUAAUUGUAAUUAAAUCACACCUUUAAUCUACCAAUGGAUGAGGACUACACUUGGCCCAGGUGAAGCUGAUGGCGACCCGGCCUUUACCGGAAACUACAACAAAAAGAACAAGCAGUACAGAAACAACUACAGGUGUGGAGGGGUCGUCACAAAGCGUAAGGAGAGUUAACUUUAAAGACAGAAUCCAUGUUUCAGUAAAAACAUUUUGAUGUGUAUUUCAAAUUUUAAACAGUUAACAUGGAGGAGGCGGAGCUUAAAACAUUUACGUAGGGGGAGCCUCAAAUGUUUUGACUUUACUUUUUGAGCAGUGUCAUAUUGUCCAUCUUUUUAUACAGUCUAUGAUUCAAAUUAGUCUCCAGAGUCAUUUGAGUUUGAUAAAGACAAACUGAUGGUUUGGUUUGAUAACAAGAAAACAUUUUGAGACUUUAAAGGUGCCCAGUAGAGUUUGUGACCACUAGAGGCGCAUUGGAGCAGUUUUUUGAUGACUGUUUAGAUUAUGUGAUUGACAUUCCUGCCACGAGUGUCUCACUAUAACAAACUGAAGGGUGUGAGAGGAAGGAAGGAAGGUAAAGACAUAAGAAACAUUUAUUGAAAAGGAAUUGAACAUGUCAGUUAGCCUUAAAGAUUAUUUAAUCUAUACAAAAAACUCAGAGGGGCACCUUUAAUUCUUCUGUUUCCUGACAGCACCUGAACACACCAGACCUGCAGACUUUUCAAAUCUCAUCAUUAGUCGACUGAGAUGAUUGAACAUAUCCCAACGACACACAGUGAUAUACCAUUUUCUCAGACACAUUUCAAGUUGGCAGUAUUGAAUACAUGACCGGCAGUAUGUGUGCUAAAAGUUAUUUGCAGGAACAGUUUGCACCGGCAUUUUUGUUUCCCUCUGUGCAGCUGUUUCUGUCUUGUUAAAAAAAGUGUUAUUUAAAUUAUUAUAAUGUCAGUAUUUUAUGAUAUAUUGUAUUUUCAAUCAAAUCCUGCAGUCUAGAAACAGCAUUAUUUUUAAAUGACACUAUUUCUGUUU
Molecule: messenger RNA, 4093 nt
Organism: Labrus bergylta (ballan wrasse)
Lineage: Eukaryota; Metazoa; Chordata; Actinopteri; Labriformes; Labridae
Source: RefSeq, a predicted model, not a curated record